Messenger RNA from Neltuma alba, 1603 nucleotides. RefSeq names its product putative DUF21 domain-containing protein At3g13070, chloroplastic. The transcript has 11 exons. The record is from RefSeq and is a predicted model, not a curated record. The annotation marks the transcript as partial. NCBI's taxonomy places the organism in Eukaryota, Viridiplantae, Streptophyta, Magnoliopsida, Fabales, Fabaceae.
AUGAUUACUCUGCGCUCUCUCGCUUCAGUGCGAUCCCCGUGCCCCGUUCUUGACAGGCGAUGUCGUUUUUGGCUCUUCCAUUACCGCCUCCCUGCAUUAGCAUCAAUUUCUUGCUUGGCAAACAACCUCAACCCCUCUCUGCCUCCAUUCCUCAUUUUUGAAUUAAGAACUCUCUCUGUUAGAGCUCUGUUUUUACGUUAUAAUUCGACUGUCUUCCUCAUGGCCUCUGGUAUUCUUAGAACUCAGCCAUUCAUCAGGUGCUUUAGGAAGCAGAAUCUGCCGACGAUAAUGCAUGUUUCAACUGGAAACAUUACCUACUUCCGUUUUCCCUCCAGAAGCUUUGUGGCAUCAAAGUACAGGGAAGAUGAUAAUAAAAUGCCAGUGAGAUGUUCAGGACAAAACCGUGAUGAUUUCCGUGGAGGAAGUUCUUCGUCCAAAGCAAAUUUGAAUUUCAUUCAAGAACUGCUGGAGAAGGGAAUUAUUCUAUUUGCAACGGUUCGUGCGGUAUUGGUGUAUGGACGUCAGAAAUUUUUUGCAGCUGAAUUGGUCGAAAAUGCAGCACGUGGAGUUGUUGGACGAAUUAUACUGUUGCUUACCAAUGCAUGGCCUAAACUGAUUCAAGUACUUCAAGUCUUUAAGGACCAGGGGCUGCUACUGGCAAUACUUUUGGGUCUUUCGGCGUUUUUUUCCAUGGCAGAGACUUCCAUUACCACUCUUUGGCCUUGGAAGGUCCGUGAAUUGGCUGAAAAGGAAUCUGAAGAUGGUGUGUUCAAAUUACUUCAGGCCGAUGUCACUCGUUUCCUUACCACCAUACUGAUCGGCACAACUGUAGUCAAUAUCGGAGCAACCGUCCUCGUCACAAAUGCUGCAACAACAAUAUUUGGUGAGGCUGGUGUUGGUGCAGCAACCGGAGUGAUGACAGUUUUGACUUUGCUUCUAACUGAAAUCACUCCAAAAAGCAUUGCUGUUGAUUAUGCCAUAGAGGUGGCUCGAAUUGUGGUCAGGCCAGUGUCAUGGCUUUCACUUGUAUUGUAUCCUGUAGGAAGAGUUGUUAAUUACCUUUUAAUGGGGAUGCUGAAAUUGCUCGGUUGCAAGGCAAGAAGUGAACCAAAUGUAACUAAGGAGGAGCUGAAAUUGAUGAUAAGACGUGCAGUGUCAAGUGGGGCAAUAAAGGUGAAAGAACAGGGUAUAAUAGAACAUGUGUUGCAAAUGAAAGAAACACACGUAAGAGAGGUUAUGACGCCUCUUCUUAAGGUGGUUGCAGUGGAUGUCAAUGCGACACUUACAGAUUUUCAUCGCUUGUGGGUCAUUAAUCAGUACUCGAGGGUACCGGUUUUUGAGCACCGAAUAGCUAAUAUAAUAGGUAUUGCAUAUGCAAAAGAUCUUCUGGCUUUUCAGAAGGGUGAACUACUUGAAAGUAUCACUGUUGGAGAUAUGGCUCGCAAGCCGGCAUAUUUUGUACCGGAUUCAAUGCAUCUUCAGAGUCUGCUCAGAGAGUUUCGAAGUCGAAAGGUUCACAUGGCUAUUGUUCUUAAUGAACAUGGCGUAACUGUGGGCAUUGUUACUCUGGAAGAUAUUUUGGAAGAACUUAGGGCCUGUUUGG